Amborella trichopoda is the source of this 1902-nucleotide messenger RNA. It is a transcript of the gene SHM1, whose product is annotated as serine transhydroxymethyltransferase 1. Gene Ontology annotation, molecular function: pyridoxal phosphate binding; glycine hydroxymethyltransferase activity. Gene Ontology annotation, biological process: tetrahydrofolate interconversion. The record is from RefSeq and is a predicted model, not a curated record. Gene Ontology annotation, cellular component: cytoplasm; mitochondrion. NCBI's taxonomy places the organism in Eukaryota, Viridiplantae, Streptophyta, Magnoliopsida, Amborellales, Amborellaceae.
UUUUUUAAAUCCACCAACCCUCAUAGUGGCUACAAUAGAAAGGAGAGAGAGAGAUAGAGAGGGAGGGAGAAAAUGGCGAUGGCAAUGGCAGCACUGCGCAGGCUCUCCUCCGCCAAGACUUUACGCCCACCAUUCGUUGGAUAUUCCCUUUACAACCUGACAUCUCUGCCUAAUCAGGUGGAAUAUGAUAAGGAGAGAUCUAAUGUCCCAUGGCCAAAGCAGUUGAAUGCACCCCUUGAGGAAGUGGACCCAGAGAUUGCAAACAUAAUCGAGUUAGAGAAAGCGAGACAAUGGAAGGGUCUGGAACUUAUACCAUCCGAAAACUUCACUUCAGUAUCAGUCAUGCAGGCUGUUGGGUCUGUUAUGUGCAACAAAUACAGUGAAGGCUAUCCUGGUGCUAGAUAUUAUGGAGGAAACGAGUACAUCGACAUGGCAGAAUCACUAUGUCAAAAACGAGCCUUAGAAGCUUAUCGGCUUGAUCCAGAAAAGUGGGGAGUAAACGUGCAGCCUCUGUCAGGGUCUCCUGCAAAUUUUCAUGUUUACACUGCAUUACUGAAACCACACGAGCGAAUAAUGGCCCUUGAUCUUCCGCAUGGUGGACACCUGUCACAUGGUUAUCAGACUGACACGAAGAAGAUAUCGGCUGUAUCUAUAUUUUUUGAAACAAUGCCAUACAGACUGGACGAGUCUACUGGAUAUAUUGAUUAUGACCAGUUAGAGAAGAGUGCAACACUUUUUAGGCCCAAGCUUAUAGUUGCUGGUGCUAGUGCUUAUGCUCGUCUCUAUGAUUAUGCACGUAUUCGCAAGGUCUGUAAUAAGCAAAAGGCUGUUUUGUUGGCAGACAUGGCACACAUUAGUGGGUUGGUUGCUGCAGGGGUUAUUCCAUCUCCCUUUGAGUAUGCAGAUGUUGUAACCACAACCACACACAAGUCACUUCGUGGACCCCGUGGGGCCAUGAUCUUUUUCAGGAAGGGGGUCAAAGAGGUUAAUAAACAAGGGCAACAGGUCAUGUAUGACUAUGAAGAAAAAAUAAAUGCGGCUGUCUUUCCUGGUCUUCAAGGAGGUCCACAUAACCAUACAAUCACGGGUUUGGCAGUUGCACUUAAACAGGCUACCACUCCAGAAUACAAGGCUUAUCAAGAGCAAGUUCUCAGCAAUUGCUCAAAAUUUGCUCAGCGUUUGAUGGAAAAUGGCUAUGAGCUUGUUUCUGGUGGAACUGACAACCAUCUAGUUUUGGUGAACUUGAAGAACAAGGGUAUUGAUGGUUCAAGAGUGGAGAAGGUGCUCGAGUUGGUUCAUAUUGCAGCAAACAAGAACACCGUCCCUGGUGACGUCUCUGCCAUGGUCCCUGGUGGCAUUAGGAUGGGCACACCGGCGCUCACAUCCAGGGGGUUCAUUGAAGAGGAUUUUGUCAAAGUAGCUGACUUCUUUGAUGCCGCUGUUAAGUUAGCUGUAAAGGUCAAGAAUGAAACAAAAGGUGGGACAAAGUUGAAGGACUUUGUGGCCACACUUCAGACUCCUGAUAUCCAAUCAGAGAUAGCAAAGCUCCGCCAUGAGGUAGAGGAGUAUGCCAAGCAGUUCCCCACAAUUGGGUUUGAGAAAGCAACAAUGAAAUACAAGGAUUAAUGAUCAUGUCGGUGAAAAGAAGAGUUGGUGAUAACCUUUGAGAAGAAAGAAUUUGAGGGUGUUCCAUUGAGGCUAUGGUUGAUUGUUGGGCAUGUAGAACUUGUGUAUUAUUAUGUUCUCCAUUGCUGAAAAUGUAUAGUUGCAGUAUCAAGUUAUGUCAAUGGAAACCAAAUAUUAUUAGCGAAAUGCUUGAUUUAACUGAAAUGGAUAUAUUCAUAAUCCACAUUUGUAUCUUUCCUCUUAUUUUGAAUAAUCUACUGUAUAAAUCAUGCUUCA